UUUCAUCUCUUCUUACGCGGACACCACUUAAUUUGAACCGCAAAACAAAUCGACGUAAUGUGAACUUGGGGAAGGAGUCGCAGCAAUCCGACUUGACGCACGUGACGUCAUCGCCAGGCUGGCUUGUCGUGAUCGGAUGAGGCGGACAGGUUAUUUUAGUUUGCUGUGGUUGGACUGAAAGGAGCAGAAGAUGUCGAAGAUGAUUAUUUUAUUUGGGCUGUUUGUGGUGGCUGCGCAGUUCCAAGUUGUGAGGCCUGUGAUCCACUCGCACAAGUAUUUUAAAACUGCGUAUUCUCCAACUCCAAACACGGUAGACUAUUGGGUGGUUUAUUAUGUUGACGACGUUCAGAUAAUUCACUGCCACAGCAAGAGCGGGACGUGUGAACCCACACAGGAGUGGAUGAACAAAGUCACACUCGAGGAUCCCCACUUCUGGGAGAGCAUGAGAGACAGGAUGAAUUAUAACCAGCAGUCCAACAAAGACAUUUUGGCAAAGAUGAGAGAGCGCCUCAACCACACUGGAGGUGUUCACAUGUUUCAGAGGAUAUCUGGCUGCGAAUGGGACCAAGAGGCUGACAAGUUUGACGGUUCGACUGACAUCAGUUACAACGGGGAAGACUUCCUGACGUUUGACCUGCAGACGUGGACAUGGAUCGCCGUCCAUCCGCAAGCUUUCGCCACCAAACUCAAGCUGGACCAAUUGGACGCCUAUCGUAAAUUCAAGCAGCAUUACCACAUGGAGAUUUGUCCUUCUUUGCUGAAGAUGUUUUUGAAAUAUGGGAGGGACUUCUUGAUGAGAACAGAGCUGCCGGUGAUGUCCCUGCUGCAGAAGACGCCGUCGUCUCCGAUCACCUGCCACGUGACGGGUUUCUACCCCUACAAAGCCGCCCUUUUCUGGAGGAAGGACGGCGCGGACCUCCACGAGGACGUGGAGAUGGGAGAGACCCUCCCCAACCACGACGGAACCUUCCAGAUGACGGCCCACCUGAAUGCGGAGCUGCCGGCCGACGCGGAGGACCGCUACGAAUGCGUCUUCCAGCUGUCCGGGGAGGCCACCAGGGUCACCAAGCUGGACAGAAGACUCAUCCUGAGCAACGAGCGCGACCGAGAGGAAGAAAUCAGGAAGAUGACGCUGGCCGUGGCGAUCCCCGUCGCGCUCCUCGUUCUGCUGGCGCUGCUGUUCGUGGUCCUCGUCAAGCUUCACAAAAGCAGACAAGCCAAAUACACGGCAGCAUCUGUUGACGGCGAUUCCGAGCUCACUUCUGGGCCUCCUUCCGAGCCCGAAUCUGUCGCCGAGUCGACUUGUCUUUGAGUCAACGACAAAGAUAAAAGUCUGAAAAUAUCCAAAAGGCCAGUGCGACCCGGACGAAAACUUCCAACGAAGAAGAGCCAGAAUUGCAAACGACUCAACUCGCAAUCAGCUCGUGAUCGAUCAAAGUCGGUCUGAAGUUACCUGAGAGUAUUGUGACGGGAGAUGGCGGUGUGAAGCUUAACCUAUUGCCAGUUUUUUCGAUCAACACUUUUUUACCCUCAAACAUACUGUUUUGCAAUAAACAUUUGACAUGUUUUGAAUCAAGAAAUCUUCAUCAUGGGCUCUUUUACAUACUGGUAAGAAGUAAACACGGGACAUUGAAAAUACAGUCAUAUUGAUGCGCUUCCACGGGUAAAAUCAAGCAAUUUAUUUGGACAUGUUGAGACAUAAAAACAUCAUUUGUAUCACCUGAAUAAACAUUUCUUCCAGACGAGUAAUAGAAAUACAUGGAUUGAAUCAUCAGUAAAAAUCAACCUCCCCCUC
Molecule: messenger RNA, 1795 nt
Organism: Hippocampus comes (tiger tail seahorse)
Lineage: Eukaryota; Metazoa; Chordata; Actinopteri; Syngnathiformes; Syngnathidae
Product: major histocompatibility complex class I-related gene protein-like
Biological process (GO): immune response
Cellular component (GO): external side of plasma membrane
Source: RefSeq, a predicted model, not a curated record